CCGCCGCUCCCUGCGUCCGCCGCCGCUCCUUGAUGACACUGAAAUAGGACAACUUUCCUCAACCCCACUUCUUAUUGAGGAUGACAAACCCAGCAAGGAAGUUAUGGGUCAAGAAUUUUCUCAUGAAGGGGUUAAUAGCGAGCAUACAUCAUAUGAUCAGUAUGAGCAGGAGGAAGAAACACAUGAGGAAGUUGAUGUGGAUUAUAUGGAUGAGGACGACACAAAUGUGGAACCAGUGUUCGAUUAUCACGGCUUCAAUGAAGGGUAUAACAUUGACUCACUUGAAGACAUUGGGAUGAUUGAAUUUUGGAACAUCAGGGAUGAAGAUGUAUGUCAUUUUCACUUUUCUGAUGUCGACAUUGCAUUUGAGUUCUACAAUAGAUAUGCAAGAACAAGAGGCUUUAGUGCUCGGAAGAACAGGACUAGAAAGAGUCGUGUGGGCGCACUUAAGUUGAAGAAUUUUGUAUGUCAUCGUCAAGGAUUUAGACCGCCAAAUAAUUACAGCACUGGAAACCUUAAGAGAAAACCUACACCUGAGACAAGGUGUGGCUGUAGUGCAAUGAUGGAGAUUCGUGUAGAUGCACCUAGCGGUCGUUGGUUUAUUUCUUAUUUUUCUGAUGAACACAAUCAUCCGCUUCUGGAUCCUAGGUUGACUGGAUUGCUCCCUGGGCAUAGAUUCAUGUCCGAGGCUGAUAUUGGCCACAUGGUUAACAUGAAAAAGGGUGGGAUUAGUGUUGGCCAGAUAUAUCGGGCAUUAGCAAAUCAGGCAGGUGGCUACGAGUAUCUCUCUUUCACGCAAAGGGACAUGUACAAUAAAAUAGCAAAGCAGAGGCGCCAAUUACCCGGUGAUACAUAUGCAGCUUUGAAGUAUCUAGAAGAUCAAGCAACAAAUGACCCUUCUCUCUAUUUUAAUCAUGACCCUUCUCUAUACUUUAUAUUUAAUCAUCACAUGGAUGCUGAUGGUACUUUGUGUAAUUUAUUUUGGUGCGAUGGUCUCAGUAGGACAGAUUACUCAUUAUUUGGUGAUGUGUUGACUUUUGAUGCUACCUAUAAGAGGAAUAAAUAUAUGUGUCCACUGGUGGUAUUUUCUGGUGUCAAUCAUCACAAUCAAACAAUUAUCUUUGCUGCUGCUUUAAUUUGCGAUGAGGAAAAAGACACAUACAGGUGGUUGCUACAACAACUGAAGGUGGCAAUGAAUGGGAAAGCACCUGUUUUGGUGAUCACGUUGAGGGAUUUGGUGUCGAAAACAAGAAUUGGGUCCUAG
Messenger RNA from Arachis duranensis, 1264 nucleotides. RefSeq names its product protein FAR1-RELATED SEQUENCE 5-like. The transcript is spliced from 2 exons. The coding region runs from base 104 to 1264 and encodes 386 amino acids. The record is from RefSeq and is a predicted model, not a curated record. Lineage: Eukaryota; Viridiplantae; Streptophyta; Magnoliopsida; Fabales; Fabaceae.